CUCUCUUCCAAUCCAGACAAAAGGAGAGGACGGAUCCGCGGCGACGCGCACUGAGCCGAGCAUCUGAGCACCUUGGAGACUCCACGGGUUUGAUCCGACGCGCAAGAACGCACCGGCACACCGACGCACACGCCCCCCAGAUCCACCUGAAACCCCCGAAUCUGGUUAAUUGUCCUGUGUGAAGGGCGAGGAAAGGCAGUCUGAGCCCCGGUUCAAUCGCAGCCAGUACACCGUGUUCCCAUGAUGUCAUACCUGUGGAUUCUGCUAUUAGGAAGCCUGCUGGCAGCAAGCGCCAAGGCACAAGAUGAUGUAGGCCCAACAGAUGUGGCAGUGGAUCCUGGUACCCCGGCCCCUGAAGCAGACGUACCGCCUGAGGUCACAGAAGAAACUGUCGCCGAUGAAGACACCGGCCAUACAGCCGAGGAAGAAGCACCAACAGAGGAUGAGGUUGAGCCCACUGCUGAGCCUGCAGCUGGUGCUGAUGAACCAGUGACUCCUCCAGCUGAGGACGCAGAACAAAGUACUCCUGUGGCUGAAGAAGCAGAACCAGAAACUCCUGCUGGUGAAGGAGACGCAGAACCAGAAACUCCUACAGCAGCAGACACAGAGGCGGAAGCAGCUGCAACGACACAAGAGCCUGCAGCUAUUCCAGAUACAGAUGUUGAGCAACCAACCGACAGUGGAGAAGAGGAACCUACCUCAAGCAUUGAUACAACACCUGCUCAGGAGGAGGAUGGAGCUGAUGACCAGACCCCCGCAGUGACAGAUUUACCUGUAGCAGGUAAUGAGGAAGAACCAACAGAUCCUGCUGCUGAUGUAGAACCAACUGAUCAGGGGGUCGAUGUAGAAAAAAUAGAACCAGAGGUCAGAACAGAAGUGAAGGCCCCUUUACCUACAGUUAAAGCUGACGCUGCACCUGAGGUGAACGCAGAUGCAGGAUUAAAGGAAGGCACCGCAGUGGACAACCCAUCACAUCCAGGAAAGAGCCGCAGUUCUGGGGCACAUUCUGCUGGCGCCAAAGGAGAUGCAGCCAAACCUGAAGCCCAAGAGGCCAGCUCUGGCUCUUUAGCAGCCAUCGUGAGUGCAAUUGCUGUAUCUGUAGUGGGAGCAGUCGUUGGAUACUUCACCUAUCAGAAGAAGAAACUGUGCUUCAAAAACAGACAGGAAGCGGAUCCAGAAGCUGCACGCAAAGCUGAUGCAGCAGAGGCUCAGUCAGAUCCCCAGGUCCUUAGCAACCUGUUGAACUCCUCCUAGACCAGCAAUGAUCACAUGACUGCCUGGACCAACUAAAGGCAAGCAAAGUGGCAAUCUCACUGUUAGGCUCUACCUUCUGUAGAGCUACAUUACUGUGAGGCCCCAGAGUAGGGCUGUGUGUGUUUCUGUCUGUUUGAUUGUGUGUGUGUGUGUGUGUGUGUGUGUGUGUGUGUGUUGGUCUGUGUGAGCCUGUGUGUGUGUGUGUGUGUGUGUGUGUGUGUGUGUGUGUGUGUGUGUGUGUGUGUGUGUGAGUGAGUGAGAGAGAGACACUGUGUGAGUGUGCAUAUGUGUGUUCAUUCUUGUGUGUGUGCAUAUAUGUGGGGACAAAUGAGUUAGAAAAGAAAUAGCAAGUAGAUAUAUGUGAACCUUAGGGCUUUUAUGAUUGUUGCAAAAUAGACAUUCAUUGAAAUGAUUGGUCGAACUUUCUACUUUAAACCAAAUCCAACACCUUUUUUCAAGACUGGAUAUUAAAGAGAUCAAAUCUCAAAUUAAGUGUGACCAUGAGAUGGCAAAAUUAUAGAACUACCUUUUUUAAUUUUAUUUGUAUGGCUACUAUCCAGCUCUAGAAAUUCAGUGUGAAUAUAAACCAGUGACAGAUACUGAUGUUGUAGACAUUCAACUUUGUACUGAAUUCUUAAGUGUUUUUCCUUUCUUUUUUUUUUGCCAUUUAUGUCAUUGUUUUAGCCACCAAUAUGAUUUCGGAAAUCCACUGGCACUAUUAAGUACAAGAUAUAUGUCUUUUUCAUUGUGAUUUCCUGCAGUGCAAAUGCAGGGUAGACGGAUAACAGGGGGUUUCAAUAACUACCGCUGUAUUUCCUGGAUUCUGGCUAGGAAAAAUAGUAAAGGAUUACAAUUGUAGGAUUCUGGGGAUACAGUUAUAUGGUCCAACGCGUGUUCAGUGGGCCUCUAAUGUCACUGUAUGCGUGUCUGUGUGUGUGUGUGUGUGUGUGUGUGUGUGUGUGUGUGUGUGUGUGUGUUUGUGUGUGUGUCUUUUUUGAUUGGUGAAGGGGCUUAGUUUUAAAUUCUGUUGGGUGAUUACCAUUCCUCCUCAGUUCAACGAAUUGAUACUGAAAUUAUGAUUGAAAUGAAAAUCAGUGAAUCUUUUAAUUAAACACACGAAAAAUCAAAAUGAAACAAAACAAAGUUUAUUAAUUGCAAAUUCAUUAAACAAUGCCAAUUUAUUAUCUUCAAUUUUGAACAUUGCAAGAAUAUAUAUUUGAAAUUGACUGAGGUGAGUUGAAGUGAAGACUAAUCCAACCCUGUUCCUGUCAAUGUAUGAUUGUUCACCUGACACGGACAAAAGAGGUCUUAUAGAAAUGUAUUAGACAUUGUUCUGAUGUAGUAUGUGUCAGUCUAGUUGUGAUGCAGUAAUUUCUCCUCUAUAGUGCCUUUUAUACUGACACAGCCUGGCUUGACCAAUCUACAGACACACAGGGAAGAGAUCUGGGACAAUAAAAGUAAAAACAGGCAAAAUAGUAGAUCAUUAGAAUUAUUAAUUAUUACAUUAAAAUUGAGGAACAUAGGAUCUUAAUAAAUACAUAAAUUAUCACUUUGGUGAUUGAAAAGCCUCAGCCUGAACUGUAUGUAUGUGAAACUGUUACACUGUUGUAACAGCUGCUGUAUAUCUGUUCACAUGGGUCUAGUUUUUAUUUCCAGUACUUUUUCAACUAAUAUUGCAUUCCAAACUUUUUAACAGCCUCCGUUCAUUUCAGCAGUAAAACUCUCCUCUUUGUGUCUCUUUAGUUGAGCAAGCCAGUUGCUGUCACAGUGUUUUUGUAUCAUUCAUAUUUCCAUUCACCUGUGAUUUUUAUAUGGAUUUUUACAUCUAGCAUUGGUGCCUCAAAGAUGACACAGAUAGUCUUUAGUCAACUCGUUUGCUGUGGUAUUUUGUGAUUAUUAUUGUGAAAUGCCUCAGAAGCAGCGCUACAGCAUAAAAAUAAAAAAAGCCCAACUGUUGUUGUUUGUUUUUUGCCACUGUAGCACAAAAAAUAUUAACUUCUGAAUGUCUUUUUGUUGCCUUGCAGUUUUGUACUUGCUCUGCUCCCUUUAAACUUUGAAAAAGGGUUAUAGAGGUUGCAUAGUGCUGCAGUUUGUGUAAACUGUGUUACUUGUAAAGCACCAUAUAGCUGCAAUACAGGACAGAGACUGUUGCUAACAGCCUAGCCUCAAGAUGAGAAAUAUUAAUAGUCUGAUGUCACAUAUCGAUUAAUCCUACUGUAUAAACUGUGGGCUGGACGCUGGGUCAAAGCUCUGUUUGAAAUGCCUUCUUAUCCUUUAAUCUGUGAUAGACUGAGUUUCUCUUGACACAUUGAACAAGUGGAUAGUUGGUCUGAAAUCUCUUACUGCAUCUGCUUCAAUGGCAUGGGGGGAUAAUGCACAAAAUACCUGAUAAUAGUACAAGCUUUCAGAUAUAGCCAGUGAUGCCUUCAAAACAGAAAAUCCUCCUUUUAAUGCAGUACCUACCCACUUUUUACUCUCUAAUAAGUACAAUAGGAAUCAACAAAAGCACUCUGCUGUCCUGCAGUGCAACUUCAACCUUCCUGUGGCUGAUUUGAUGUAAAGGAGACACCUAUCCCUACAAAUGGAACAAGGCCUGCUUGUGUUUUGAGCAUUAUGGUCCACUCUACAUUUAGUCCCAAGCCAGUCAGAUUCCUUGUAAACACAAGUGACUGGAGCAUAGCAUCCAAACCAGAAUGUAAAACAAGGAAAUCAUAGACUUAUUGGGUCCUGAAGUGCACUUUCCAGAUAAUGUUAGGGCAUCAAUCAUUGCGCUGACCAGUCCUGCCUUAUGUCGCCUCUCGAAUAUUCCAGAUAGGAAAACAAAGAACAAUGUUGUCAUCAGAAAGAAACUGAAACAAGCAAGAGAUGUUUUGCAGGUGAUUUUAAUAACAUAAUCUCUAUGGGAGAAGCACUUUCCUAUCCUGUAUACAUCUUGAUUUAUUAAACAUAUUUAGACAAUUCAUUUUUGAUUUAGACUAGUGACUCUUCCUUUUUAUUUAAAUAUUCUGUGUUUUUAUUUUGUGUAGAAACUGUCUUCUUCAUUUUUUGUCAUCUGGCACUUGUGUUGUUCUUCUGGAAUUGUGUAAAUAAUGUUUGAGGAGUCAAUUAAACAGUUUUCGUGGGA
Molecule: messenger RNA, 4378 nt
Organism: Dicentrarchus labrax (European seabass)
Lineage: Eukaryota; Metazoa; Chordata; Actinopteri; Moronidae
Product: proteoglycan 4
Exons: 12
Coding region: 241-1254 (337 amino acids)
Biological process (GO): homotypic cell-cell adhesion; T cell extravasation; positive regulation of neutrophil extravasation
Source: RefSeq, a predicted model, not a curated record